Messenger RNA from Ilyonectria robusta, 2162 nucleotides. RefSeq lists its product as uncharacterized. Gene Ontology annotation, molecular function: protein binding. The coding region runs from base 95 to 1795 and encodes 566 amino acids. Lineage: Eukaryota; Fungi; Ascomycota; Sordariomycetes; Hypocreales; Nectriaceae. The transcript has a single exon. The record is from RefSeq and is a predicted model, not a curated record.
AGAAGACCAGAGAAGAGCUGACGAAGGGGUGGGAUCACGUUAAUCCGUCCCGUGCAGUGCGUCACUUGACCGCCUGAUCUGAGACUGGACGGAGAUGUUGAGUCAGACUCUAACUUAUCAACUACCUCUCCUCAGCUCCGAGUGCUAUUUCACGACACGAGUGCCUACACUGGGUACUUCAUGUCGGCCCUUUUCGGUUCAGUGGCAAACAGUCAUGGCUGCACAGGCAAGUGCGAUGACAGGGAUACUCAGCUUGCCCGACGAGAUUUUAUCCGCUAUAUUCGCCUUGCGAGACAAAUGGGAUUGGGGCUCAUUCCCACGUUACCCUCAAGCGUACAGCCUCCGGUUGACUUGCCGGCGAUUUUACCGUCUCUCCAAUCACCUUAUAGUCCGACGUAAGACGACUGUCGAUAUUAGCCGGCCAGAAACUCUCGCCCGCCUACGUAUCAUAGCAGAGAAUCCGAUCCUUGCCGCAGGACUGAUUAAGGUCAAUGUCCGCCUUCACUUUUAUCACCCGUGGGUAGCGGCUAGUUUUGACAACUUCACGUCGUCAGUCAUUUCAGAAUGGCAGCAGAGACGGCAAAACUGGGGAGUCGGUUUCACCACAUUUGACCCAAUUUCUUUCCAGGAAAUCCUAAGCCGUCUCCUGGACCAGUUGGACACUGCAGAUGAAAGAGAAGACGAGGUUUAUGAGACGGAAGAGGGAGCACCCUCCGCCAACAGCGCCCCAAGUCCGAGAAAGAUCAUGUGCCGGGCGUACGACGUGUAUAAGAAGGGCUUCGAGGCUCAAAAUUUGCUGCUUAGCAAUGGAAAGUUCGAACAGGAACUCGCCAAGACGAUUUCAAAGCUACCAAACGUCCGUGGCUUAGCCUUGCAUGAUGUCGAUCCUAAAAUCAAUUGUGAGCCGGGAAGGGACAUCAUAGCGAUACCCAGAGACGAUAUAAGAGCGCAAGAGGAGGCCCUUGUUAUGGUCUUGUCACGUCCUAUGGUGUGGGAGGAUGCUCGUUGGAUCAUGCCCCAAGGCGAUAUCUGGCCUGGAGUGCCCAUCAAUCUUCUGGUCACCAUUCCAUUGGCGAUUGCAAACGUCGGCGGUGUCAUUCUUGAAUACAUUGGUAUUCUGGUAUCGGCUGCGCCCGACUACACGCUUUUGGAUCUGGACACGAAUCGGUUGGAUCAGCUGUCAGCCGCCGUGAGAGCCAUGCAGCUAUCUUACUUCAGAUUUCGGCCUCGCUGCUAUCAAGCCUGCGGUCCCUGGGAGGUCGAUGAUCAAGGAACAACUGUCUUCGCGAACAGGACACUCGGCGAAUUAAAUUGUAUCAACCAGUAUCUCGGUGCCUUCCUCGCGGCGAAGUGUAUUCGUCAUGUCGAAAUACAUCUACAGGAUUUCUGGGUUAGCGCUGGUACGUCUAUUCGGGUAGCGCCUACCUCUCUGGGAGCUGCCUUCUCAUGGCCUCUGGGUUCUGAACUUGCCUAUAUCUCACUUAAAGCGGUGUGCCUGGUUGAUGAGGAGCUCGAGGGGUUAGCAAGGUCCUUGCUGCCAGACUCUGUGAUAGAACUGCAAGACAUUCAACUGCUUGCGGGCUCGUGGAUAGAUGCUAUUGACACGCUCAGGCAGGAGCUGCGAAGUCCACGUCAUGUUCGUAUUAGGUUUCGUCUUGACGGCGAUGAGGGUUACACGUAUUUCGAGCGUCAACUUCGGUUAGCAUUUGAGCGCGGCGGAUUGUUCGGAGAUUCCCUAGUAGAGCGGUUUGUUAAGGGUGAGGAUAUUGAUUUUGCAGACCCCUUGCACUUCUAACGGUCAUGUCUUGGCCAGGUCGUGGAUGAUUUCGAAAUGCAAACAUUCACAUCCUAUAGUCUCGCGGUGUUGUCUGGAUGAGAAAGUUUACAGGUACUGAUAUAAGAAGGCCAAUUCGCAUAGCUAGCCUCCCUCCACCUACAGUCACUACUACCUUAUCUGAGCUAUAUGUCUAGACCUAGUGAGGUGUGCUGAUGUCUAUUCUUUUCACGAAGUUAUGGCGGUGCCAGAAGCUCCUGUAUCGUUUUCCAAAGACAUAUACAACCAAAGUUGUUGCCACGAGAAAGAAACUGAUUCCACCAAAUGUGUAGAACGGAAUUGCAGGUCCAGCACUCUCCACCCAGUUGUUUACAAAAUAGCUGUAACC